CCCAUCCCUAUCGGCCCCUCUCCAGAACGGUCUCACUCUCAUUCUCCUGUGCGCCUGCGGAGAAGCAACAGUGACAUUGCGGACGUUGAUCCUACCGUCCCCCACUCUCGCCCCCGCCUGUCACCGACGUUGACCAGAGGAUACAACCCUAAUGACCCUGAGGUGCGCGAACGCCAGCGUGCCAUGGACGCUGACAUGGCCAUGCAUCUCUCCCGUGCCCGGAGCAACACCGUCACCUCACCUACUACAUCGCCUGUCGCUCCGGUUCCGCGCCCCUUGUCCCAGUCGUUAGACAGCCCCGUCAACUUCCCCGUUCUCUCUCUUCAGGAGGAGCAGGACGUGAACGAUGCACGGGGUCGUCCGCACGUUAACUCUGAUCCCGACCACGCAGAGCACUAUCAUCCGGGCCCAGCGCCAGAUGCGCACCUCAACCACCUCAGUGCGGCUCAUGACCCGUCCUUGCUUGUAUCUAUGGAGACGGCCGACAUGGAGGCUGGGCUUCCCAUGUACCAGGCAAGCGUU
Molecule: messenger RNA, 522 nt
Organism: Fomitopsis serialis
Lineage: Eukaryota; Fungi; Basidiomycota; Agaricomycetes; Polyporales; Fomitopsidaceae
Exons: 1
Source: RefSeq, a predicted model, not a curated record